This is a messenger RNA of Hippocampus comes (tiger tail seahorse), 3012 nucleotides long. RefSeq lists its product as uncharacterized. The coding region runs from base 116 to 2749 and encodes 877 amino acids. Gene Ontology annotation, molecular function: RNA binding; metal ion binding. The record is from RefSeq and is a predicted model, not a curated record. Gene Ontology annotation, biological process: negative regulation of DNA-templated transcription. Gene Ontology annotation, cellular component: nucleus. The transcript is spliced from 11 exons. Lineage: Eukaryota; Metazoa; Chordata; Actinopteri; Syngnathiformes; Syngnathidae.
CAGUGCUUUGUGACGUAUAAUUUACGGGACAUUUCCACAUUGGAAACAUACUUAGGCGUAUACAAUAAACUAAAGGAGAGUAUUGAUUAAAACAAGUGUUAGGCUUCUUGUCAUAAUGGCUUUCACAAAUCUCUUUGCGAAUCUUUCUCACAAUGGUGCGAAGAUGAAUGAUCAGCCGUCAGUUACAGUCAGGGGCGACAUUGACAAGGUUCAAAGGAGUACAAGAGGCAAAAGGAGGACGAGCAGAGGCGAGUCACAUGAUCCUCGUAUAAAGAAAGAGGAGAGCUUGCUCAGAGCACGCUGCCUGAGUUCCAUGUCAGUCGAUGGAUGCUUAAACCAGCCCAACUGUUCAGUACAGGGGUUGCAGCAUCAGAGGCAAUGUAACUGGACAAAAGCGAGCAGAAGUGAUUUUGAUACAUUUUCCCAAGAUGAUCAUCCCAAGACUUUAGACUACCAUGUGCAGAUCACUGAUCAUGAGAAGAUGAGGGCUGGCUUCACUGAAAGGGUAGCAAAUAACUGUGCCAAUGAGGCCUCGCACAGUGGCCAAAAAUGUAAAAUAAACCACAGCAUGAACCAGCAACAGCAGAGAAAACGCACCAAGCGCCAAAAAGGUCAACAACAGGAGCAAGAAUGGCCUCAAAAUCGAGCACGAAGCCAUCCUACAAAAAGUUCAAGGAAACCUAAAACCAGAACAGAACCCAGAAAGCAUAUGAAGAACAGAAAUAAGACUCAGCCCGACAAAUAUUUCUCACCAGAGUUCAGGGAGCAGAACAUUGUGCUGGUGAAUGAACAAAUUGUCUGCCGACAUUUUCUUCACGGGAAGUGCAUCAAGGGUGACAGCUGUCAAAUGCAGCACAUCGAAGCGCGGAAUGAUCUCAUCAAAAAGCAUUGCAAGUAUUACCUACAAGGAGCCUGCGUAAAAGGGGACCACUGCCCGUUUAUGCACAAGUCCUUUCCCUGCAAAUUUUUCCAUAAAAAAGGAAAGUGCUCUAAAGGAGAGGACUGUCGGUUUUCUCACGAGCCACUUAAUGACAUCACCACAAAAUUGUUGAAUGAGGUCAUGGCGUUAGAGGUGGAGUAUGCGAAGAAAAAUGAGCAGUCUUCAGUUCAGCCCGUGACAGGAGAUGAGCCAGAGGUCACGCAAGUUCCCAAUCCUCCUGUUAUACAUCAAGAAGCAAAUAAGGGCUGUGGUGAAUUAGUACAGCCCUUCAAGUUUAACUUUUACAACAGUGCCGAACCGAAUGCAAAUACCAAGGAAACGUGUCGGGCUGAACAAGUGGGGGAUGUCACUAAAGAAGAUGCUCAGGCAUGGGAAGCAGCUUGCCAGUCUCCGUCAGUUGUCCCCUCCCCCGGGCCGCCAGUUUUAUACUCUGUUGAAGCAGUGCUGGGACUAAAGUCGUCCGCUGUCUUCAAAACUCCCUUAAGUCCAAAUCUAACCACGCUCUCUGUCCUUCCUGCCUCCUCUGGCUGUGCUGGCUUGGCAAACCAUUGCGAAGUCCCUUACUCAGUUGACGUCCACAUGGCAUCUAAAUCCACAGAGUUGGGUCGCUCACCUACCACUGCUGCACCAAUGCCACGGGUGGAAUCUUACACUCCCACAGGCCAGCGGAGCUCUGCGAGCCGACAUAACAAAGCCUCAGAUUUAUCACGUCCACAAAAUGAGCCUUGGAGAGAGACGACAGCCUGCCAAGUGGCUCAAGAGAUUCACUCUGACGAUACACCAGUGCCGACUUCUACGUCGAAACUCACUCAAGCGGAGAAGUGUGCAGAUUACAUGAAAACCGGACGCACAAGACAUAAGAGCUCACUCCAUUGUCUUGAAAAAGAGGAAAAGCAGAAUCCAACAACAGACACGACAUCCUCUGUAGACUGCGCUCAACAGCUCAAGUCCAGCAAGCUGGACUUCCAAAGCCUUUUUUCUAGCCCCCCUCAUCUGUUAUCUACCCCCAAUCUGACAAAUGAUUUCUAUCCUUUUAAUCAGUCACCUCAGAGGUCCACACCGUUCCAAGAGAGUGCCUCUGUUCUAACUGCACUUAUCAACCCCUCCUCGGAAACCGCUGCUUGCGGGAACCCCAACAAUCACCUUCCCCUGCAGGGCCCGUAUUCCAAAAACGCCAAAUCUGCUCUCACUUCUCCGGCACCACAGGCAUAUUGUUCAAGUGGAACCACAACACAGCGUAAAACUGAGACUCUUAGCCUCCCGGCACUCGGUUGUAAUAAAACCUUGAAAACGCCAUUUAAAAGCCUUUUUGCGAGUUCAACAACCUUAUCCACCCCCCGACACUUUACCCAAACUGUCUCUGCUACUCCUCAGUGGACUAAUAUCAAAUGCCAACAUUCUACCACGAAAAGGACUGCCGAACCAGCCCAGGCCCGUGCGAAUUCUCUGUGCAGCCUUUUCGCCACCCCUCCCGCUCUCCUCUCUCCACCAUCCGCGCCUCAAACAAACCAUUCAUACCAGCCAGAAGAUACGGCAGCUCUUUGGUCAGGCGCCGCUCAAAGUGACGCUCCUAUUCCCACCCUAGUCUCACAAGCAGCAUCCCACGCAGAAAAUGACAGAUUAGUUGAUCCAAAGCAGCAGCAGACUCAAGAAAAUGCUCACAGGGGGAUACCCACCAGCAAACUGGCAACCCAUCAGCGGCUCCACGGCGCGCAUCCAUCCGUUGAUUCUUCACCAGCAGCCACUUCAAAUUCAGUCCUGAAAACACUCUUCCUGUCCCUGAGCCCGUAUCAGCAAGACAGCCAGUAAUCGAAUGCCAUCUCUUAUUUGUGCCACAUUACCUGUUGAGCGUGGUGCCUGGCUGGAGCCUAUCCCAGCUGACGUCGGGGGAAAGGCGGACUGCAUCCUGGACUUGUCGACAAUCAGCCAGAGUGCACAUCGUGGGAACCGAACAACCGAUGCUGCUUGCACUGAAGUGUCCGGAAUGUAAUACAUCAGCAUCAGUGAUUGUCAUGGUGUAACUACGGAGUAAAUAAAACAAGUGCUUGCAGCUAAUGGCACAAAUAUUUUCA